This is a messenger RNA of Rhea pennata, 2856 nucleotides long. It is a transcript of the gene EXOC5, whose product is annotated as exocyst complex component 5. Gene Ontology annotation, cellular component: cytoplasm; exocyst. The record is from RefSeq and is a predicted model, not a curated record. Bases 66 to 2225 code for a protein of 719 amino acids. The transcript has 19 exons. Lineage: Eukaryota; Metazoa; Chordata; Aves; Rheiformes; Rheidae. Gene Ontology annotation, biological process: Golgi to plasma membrane transport; exocytosis.
CAAUGGGCGGCGGCGGCGGCGCGGCGGUGCGGCGGCGCUGAGGAGCCCGCCGCCUGCCUGCGGCCAUGGCCACCGCGGCCGAGCUCUUCGAGGAGCCUUUUGUGGCAGAUGAAUACAUUGAACGCCUGGCAUGGAGAACACCUGGAGGAGGUUCCAGAGGUGGAGAAGCUUUUGAUCCUAAAAGAUUAUUGGAAGAGUUUGUGAACCACAUCCAAGAAUUACAGGUAAUGGAUGAAAGGAUUCAGAGAAAGGUGGAGAAGCUAGAACAGCAAUGCCAGAAGGAAGCAAAGGAGUUUGCCAAGAAAGUGCAAGAGCUGCAGAAAAGCAAUCAGGUUGCCUUCCAACAUUUUCAAGAACUAGAUGAGCACAUCAGCUAUGUGGCAACUAAGGUCUGUCACCUUGGCGACCAACUGGAGGGGGUAAACACGCCACGGCAACGGGCUGUGGAGGCUCAGAAGCUGAUGAAAUACUUUAAUGAGUUUCUGGAUGGAGAGCUGAAGUCUGAUGUUUUUACAAACUCUGAAAAGAUUAAAGAGGCAGCUGAUAUUAUUCAAAAACUACACUUGAUUGCACAAGAACUGCCUUUUGACAGGUUUUCUGAAGUAAAAUCGAAGAUUGCAAGUAAGUACCAUGAUUUAGAGUGCCAGCUAAUUCAGGAGUUUACCAAUGCGCAGCGGAGAGGUGAAAUCUCCAGAAUGAGAGAAGUAGCAGCAGUUUUACUUCAUUUUAAGGGCUAUUCCCAUUGUGUUGAUGUGUACAUAAAACAAUGUCAAGAGGGUGCAUUUUUGAGGAAUGAUGUGUUUGAAGAUGCAGCCAUCCUCUGCCAGCGAGUGAACAAGCAAGUUGGAGAAGUCUUUAGCAAUCCGGAGACUGUAUUAGCCAAACUCAUUCAAAAUAUCUUUGAAGUUAAACUUCAGGGUUAUGUAAAGGACCAGCUAGAAGAACACAGGAAGUCAGAUGCAGAACAGUACCUGAAGAACCUCUAUGAUUUAUAUACCAGAACUACUAAUCUUUCAAGCAAAUUGAUGGAAUUUAACCUGGGUACUGAUAAGCAGACUUUCUUGUCUAAGCUUAUCAAAUCCAUUUUCAUUUCCUACUUGGAGAAUUACAUUGAGGUGGAAAUUGGUUAUUUGAAAACUAGGAGUGCUAUGAUUCUGCAACGCUAUUAUGAUUCCAAAAACCACCAGAAGAGGUCCAUAGGCACUGGAGGGAUGCAGAUCCACAAAAGGACUGAAGCGAAAUUAAGUAUUCAAGACCUCAAAGAGAGGAUAAGGCAGCGUACUAACUUACCGUUGGGUCCAAGUAUUGACACCCAUGGAGAAACUUUUCUCUCACAAGAAGUGGUGGUUAACCUUUUGCAAGAAACUAAACAAGCUUUUGAAAGAUGUCACAGGCUCUCUGAUCCAUCUGACUUACCGAAGAAUGCUUUCAGAAUAUUUUCUAUGCUUGUAGAGUUCUUAUGCACUGAACACAUUGAUUAUGCGUUAGAAACAGGCCUUGCUGGCAUUCCUUCUUCUGAUUCAAGGAGCGCAAAUCUCUAUUUUCUGGAUGUUGUCCACCAAGCCAAUACUAUUUUCCAUUUAUUUGACAAGCAGUUCAAUGAUCAUCUGAUGCCAUUGAUCAGUUCUUCUCCUAAAUUAUCUGAAUGCCUUCAGAAGAAGAAGGAUAUCAUAGAACAAAUGGAAGUGAAGCUGGAUAUGGGCAUUGAUAGGACACUGAAUUGUAUGAUUGGACAGAUGAAACACAUCUUGGCUGCAGAGCAAAAGAAGACAGAUUUUAAACCAGAAGAUGAAAACAAUGUUUUGAUUCAAUAUACUAACGCCUGUGUUAAAGUCUGUGGCUAUGUUAGAAAGCAGGUGGAAAAAAUUAGAAAUUCUAUGGAUGGUAAGAAUGUGGACACAGUUUUGAUGGAGCUUGGAGUUCGUUUUCAUCGAUUGAUCUAUGAACAUCUACAGCAAUAUUCCUACAGUUGCAUGGGAGGCAUGUUAGCUAUUUGUGAUGUGGCUGAAUAUAGAAAGUGUGCCAAAGACUUCAAGAUUCCGUUGGUGUUACAGCUCUUUGAUACCUUGCAUGCACUUUGCAAUCUUCUGGUUGUAGCCCCGGAUAAUUUAAAGCAAGUUUGCUCAGGAGAACAACUUGCUAAUCUGGACAAGAACAUCCUUCACUCCUUUGUUCAGCUGCGUGCUGAUUAUAGGUCUGCUCGUCUUGCUCGUCACUUCAGCUGAGAGCGUGGAAAAAAAGCGUUACAUCUUUGGGCAGGCCACAGCUGUUGGGAAGCACAGGGAAUGGUUUCUUACCAAACAGUGGUUGUAAUUUUUGUGGGAUAAUGACUGUUCAGAAUAAAUCAGCAGCCAUACUUAAACAUGACUCUGUAGAAUGUGAGCAGAUGAAAAUUUGAGUGGUAUUUCAUGUAAGCUAAAGUUCUCCCGGUGAUGAAUUUUUGCAAAACUACUUGCUGCUAAUUUGGUAUUGGAAACAUGUUGGUGUAGGAAAGCAAGUGGUGCACUGAAAGUAUUUUAGUCUUCAAUAUUGAAUUAUCAGAUACCAUUUGUUAGACUUUUAAGUACAGAGCAUAGCGUAGGUAAUGGAUUACAUAGAAUAGACCAGUGUAGAAAUAUUCAUCAAUUUUAAUGACUUAGACUUCAGCACAGCUAAUCAUAAUCAAAUUAUCUUUGAUUGGUGUUUCUAAGUCAUUUCUUUCUUUUUAAAAUCUUAUCCUGCUCAAUGUAAUUUCUUGCUCUAAUUAAUUAGCUUGGAAUUUCUUUGAGAUGUAGGAGUAACAGAAACACUAGCCCAGAAAGAUGUAAUUUAUUCAUUGUGCAGCAAUGUAAACAGAACUAAAGUGAUAAAAACAAA